Papaver somniferum (opium poppy) is the source of this 1877-nucleotide messenger RNA. RefSeq names its product monothiol glutaredoxin-S17-like. NCBI's taxonomy places the organism in Eukaryota, Viridiplantae, Streptophyta, Magnoliopsida, Ranunculales, Papaveraceae. The record is from RefSeq and is a predicted model, not a curated record. Bases 74 to 1540 code for a protein of 488 amino acids. The transcript is spliced from 3 exons.
GGUUAUGAAUCUUAUGAUAAAUUAGGUCUCACAGUCCAUCUUCUCUCGUUCUUUUCUUUAAUCAGGCAGGAAGAUGGGUGGGUCUGUGAAAGACAUUCAAUCAAAAGAAGAGCUAAAUACAGUAGUUAGUCAUGGGAAACCUGUUAUCCUUCACUUCUGGGCAUCAUGGUGUGAAGCUUCAAAACAGAUGGAUCUAGUUUUUUCUCAUCUUUCUACUGAUCUCCCUCAUGCCCAUUUCUUUAGGGUUGAAGCUGAAGAACAACCAGAGAUAUCUGAGGCUUAUGCAGUUUCUGCGGUGCCUUUCUUUGUAUUCUUUAAGGAUGGUCAGAAAGUUGAUGCCAUGGAAGGUGCGAACCCAUCUAGCUUGGCCAACAAAGUUGCCAAGGUUGCCGGAUCUGUCAACCCUGAUAAUUCUGCAGUUCCUGCGAGUUUAGGAAUGGCUGCUGGGGCCAACAUGUUAGAAACUGUCAAAGAAUUUGCCAAACAAAAUGGUGUUUCACAGAAGGAAACCAUCUCUACAUCUGGCAGCCAUGUUCUAGUCGAAAAGAGGUUGAAACAACUUGUAGAUUCACACCCUAUCAUGCUUUUCAUGAAAGGAAACCCUGAAGAACCCAAAUGUGGCUUCAGCCAGAAAGUUGUUAACAUCCUGAAGGAGGAAGGUGUCAACUUUGGGAGCUUCGAUAUCCUUACAGAUAAUGAUGUUAGGGAAGGUCUGAAAAAGUUGUACAAUUGGCCAACAUUCCCUCAAUUAUUUUGCAAAGGAGAGUUUUUAGGUGGUUGUGACAUCGCUGUUUCUAUGCAUGAGAGUGGCGAAUUAAAGGAAGUCUUCAGAGAUCAUGGAGUUGUUACUACCGAGACCAAGGGGAGUGAACCAGUUGCCUCUUCAGUUUCUGAUUCCUCUACCGGAUUGAGUGUUACUCUUGACUCGCGAAUCAAAAACCUUAUUGAUUCAAGCUCGGUAAUGCUAUUUAUGAAAGGAAAACCGGAAGAACCAAAGUGUGGUUUCAGUCGCAAAGUUGUUGAGAUUCUUCAGCAGGAGAAAGUGAAAUUUCAUAGCUUUGACAUCCUUGACGAUGAUGAAGUACGCCAAGGGCUAAAAGUUUACUCAAACUGGUCCAGCUAUCCUCAACUAUAUAUUAAAGGGGAAUUGAUUGGAGGAUCUGAUAUUGUGUUGGAGAUGCAGAAAAGUGGGGAACUCAAGAAAGUUUUAACCGAGAAAGAUAUCAUCCCAAAAGAGACAUUAGAGGAUAGGCUCAAGAACAUCAUCUCAUCUUCUGAUACUAUGCUAUUCAUGAAAGGUACCCCAGAUGAACCUCGUUGCGGAUUCAGUUCCAAAGUCGUGAAUGCCCUAAAGGAAGAUGGAGUGAACUUUGGGUCCUUCGAUAUCCUAACCAACGAGGAAGUGAGACAAGGACUAAAGACCUACUCAAAUUGGCCCACUUUCCCUCAGCUUUAUUACAAAGGUGAGUUGAUAGGAGGUUGCGAUAUUGUGCUGGAGCUCCAUGGUAGUGGCGAACUUAAGUCCACUCUCUCUGAUUAAGCCAUCUAGUUAUUUACUUCCUAAGCAAGUUACUACAGUAUCUUACAUAUUAAGAAGCACAUUUGAUAUUUCACCUGGUCCAAAGUUAGCAUCACAAAUGGUGUGCUUAUCGGUGACAUUAAACAUGUUUAGUCAGUUUGCUUAUUAUACUUUUCAUUGUUGAUGCUUAUUAUACUUUGCAUUGUCGAUGUUAAAACGUGUUAAAAGGCUUGCUUUCGUAUAAUUUACAUCUACCAUAAGAGUUUUUCUGAUGCAUGUACACAAUGUUUUUAUUAUCUUGAUGCUAGUACUACUUUUCUUUUAAUAAAGUUGGCAGUACUUUGCCGAUUUGUUCUUA